Molecule: messenger RNA, 944 nt
Organism: Ricinus communis (castor bean)
Lineage: Eukaryota; Viridiplantae; Streptophyta; Magnoliopsida; Malpighiales; Euphorbiaceae
Product: ethylene-responsive transcription factor ERF020
Exons: 1
Coding region: 280-780 (166 amino acids)
Biological process (GO): regulation of DNA-templated transcription
Molecular function (GO): DNA binding; DNA-binding transcription factor activity
Source: RefSeq, a predicted model, not a curated record
AUGAAAUCUGCACCAACUUGGCUUUCCCACUCUUUUCCCUUCCCCCCCUACCAACAAAAAUAAAAGCACCGCCCAUUACUAAACUUCCAUGGAUUUCUUUUUUAUUCUUCUUCUCUGCUGACCUUUGAAAAUUUUGACCUUCUCUUCCCCUUCUGACUUUGCACGAUCCUCAACCUAUAUAUACCUAUUUCUCUCUUCUAUCUUCUUUGUAUCUCUCCUCCUAAUUCUUGCUUGUUCGUUCCUUCCGCAAAAGAUCCUUUUUUCUGUUCUGCAAGGAAAAUGAGCGGCACCGGUCCCAGCCCAAGCACAGAGCAAAAGAAGUACAAGGGUGUCCGCCGCCGGAAGUGGGGGAAAUGGGUGUCGGAAAUUCGCGUUCCGGGCACGCAGGAACGGCUGUGGUUAGGUUCUUAUUCUACUGCUGAGGCAGCCGCUGUGGCACACGAUGUGGCUUCCUAUUGCUUAAGAGCAGGAGAUGGUCGUCUGAACUUUCCUCUGAUGCUGCCUGCAAGUGUCAAAGCCGACAUGUCCCCUAAGUCUAUACAGAAAUCUGCAUCCGAUGCUGGCAUGGCGAUUGAUGCACAGAUGAUACUGAACAGGUCCAUGUCUUCUAAUGGCGGUAAUCAAUGCAGCAGAAAUGGAAGCUAUGCGGUUAAUCUUGGCCAAGAGGGAGAGCUUGGGUGGGAAGAUGGUGUGGGCAGUAAUGGGAGUUGGAGUGGUGGUCAGGGUAGAGAUUAUGGCGGAGACGGUGAUUUGAGCAUUUCUGUUGAAGAUUAUUCGUAGUUUUCCCACAUCGAAGAUGACUAUAAAAAUAUGUAUAUAAUACUAAAGAAUUAUAAUUAAGUUGAAUCCAAAGUGAAUUGGCUAAUUUUGAGAUUUUCCUUCAUAAUUAGCAACCUUACAUCCAUAAAUAUAAUUAGUAGUGAAUAACUUUAUUUCCAUGUCAA